This is a messenger RNA of Penaeus vannamei (Pacific white shrimp), 1706 nucleotides long. NCBI's taxonomy places the organism in Eukaryota, Metazoa, Arthropoda, Malacostraca, Decapoda, Penaeidae. The record is from RefSeq and is a predicted model, not a curated record.
ACAAGGGAAGUUACGAGAAGGGCAUUAUGAAAGCUUGCCUUCGAAUAUAAACUUGUCUAGAAGCUUCCAAGUUUUACCAAAACAUCAAGAGUGCAGAAGCAGAGAUCGGUCCUCAAUAAAAUGUCUCUUUCUCUGUCUUUACAGGAAGUGAGUCAACUCCAAGCAGAUGGGUUGUACAUGCAAGCUGUAGAGCGAUUAACUGCCGAGAUUAAAGGGAAUCCCAAUAGCCAUGAGCUUUUCCUUUUAAGAGCGCAAAACCUACUAAAACUCGAAAAAUUCAAAGAAGCAGCAAGUGAUGCAGCUCGGGCAAUAGAAUUUGGCUCUGGGGCCGAAGCUCAUAUGGUCCAUGGGAAAGCGCUCUUCAAUUUAGGACAGUACCUGGAAUCUUUAGACACUUUCAAGAAGGGCAAAGAAAAAGGAGGUUCCUACUCUGGAAAGCUUGACCAGUUUGGGCAGUGGACAGCUUGGUGUGAGGAGCGGAUUAAGAAGUUAGGACUCUCUGAUAAUCCUGCAGAAAGCGUCCAAAGUAAAGCUGAGAGCACAAUGGCUAAUGCUGAAAAUGCAGCCACCAGUACACAAGACCCCAAUACUAUGCCAGUUCCCAAAAUCAAACAUGAUUGGUAUCAGACGGAUACACACGUUGUCAUCACUAUCCUCAUAAAGAACAUGAAAAAGGAGGAUGUCAAAUUAGACACAACAGAGACAACAGUCAGCGUGAGUGCACCCCUGCCAGGAGGCUCUGAAUAUAGUUUGGAAUUGGAUCUUAGUCAUCCCAUCAACCCUUCUGAAUCAUCAUUUAGAGUCUACACCUCUAAAGUGACAUCAAGUAAAGUGAAGAAAGUUGAUUGCAUUCGUUGGGUAGCCCUGGAAGGAGAUGCAACUGCACCUGUUCCUAAAGCAGUUCCUGGAGCAACCUCAUCAGAUGCAAAGGUUCCUUCAUACCCGACAUCAUCAUCUAAGAAACACGACUGGGAUAAGAUAGAAGCACAAUUAAAAGCUGAGGAAGAGGAUGAGAAACUAGAAGGAGAUGCCGCCCUCAAUAAGCUUUUCCAGAAGAUAUAUGGGCAAGGGUCUGAAGAAACAAAACGUGCUAUGAAUAAGUCAUUUAUGGAAUCUGGAGGCACAGUCCUAAGCACAAAUUGGAAGGAGGUUGGGGAUCAGAAAGUUGAAGUCAAGCCCCCGGAUGGUGUUGAGUACAGGAAGUGGAAUUAGGAAUAUCCAUAAUCGUGCAGUGAGACCAGAAGACAGUUAUAUGAUACGAUAAUGGAACAUUGUCUUCAUCUUCUUUGAAAAACAUAUCUUGUCUUGUUAGUGCAAGGGCAAGCAAGUGUAUCAUUUUUAUAUGUGUAUAACAAAGGAAUGACUUACAUAUGAAAACUAGGACAUUUGCUAUGAAAAGGAAAUGAAGCCAUGCUGAUGUUUAUAAUUUUAAGAAAGUGUUAAACUGGUUUGGCAUUGCAGGAGAAGGCAAAAUUAGGAAAAUUGAUAAUUCAGGUAAAAUAUACACACCAUACUUACUACCUUUCAGAGUUACAUUUUGAAAUUGCAGUAAAAUGAUAAGCAUUGCCUUAAUUAACUGUUCAGUGAUUUAUAGAGAUGAUUUGAAGUAAUUACUUGUUAUGUAUUAUAUUUUACAAAUGGAUAACUGCAUACAAACAUGACUAUUUAUUCUAAUAAAACUUGCUGCAUGCGCUACUAGAACUUUA